GUAUUUCCAACUUGGACUUUCACUUCUACUAAUUGGGUGGGUUGGCCUUCCCUCUGAACGAAUCAAAUUCCUCUUCAGCAUCAAUUUCAAGGGCUGGUCUGGCUGUAGCAGGGUCAGAGAACCCAGCAGAACAGAGCAAGUCAGACUAGCAGCAGCUGAAAUCUCUGUGAGGGGUAAACCAACUGCAAACACCAUGGAGGACCAGCGAGACCUCAUCUCCAACCAUGAGCAGCAGCCCAUGCUGGGAGGAAACGCAGGAGGACAACAACGGUCCUGCAACCAGGGAGCCUUCUACACUGGUUUCUCCGUGCUGAUGGCCCUGCUCAUUGCUGGACAAGGUGCGACCAUCUACUUUGUGUACCAGCAGCAGGGGAGGUUGGACAAGCUUACUGUCACUUCCCAGAACCUACAGCUUGAAUCUCUGAAGAUGAAGCUCCCUAAGCCCUCCAUUCCAGUGAACAAACUUCGAAUGGCUACACCCCUGCUCAUGAGGGAGCUGGAGCCCGAGAGCCUCCCACCUAUGGAUUUGACCAAGAUUGGAAAUAAUACCAAGGACCAAGUGAAGUACCUGUUACUGCAGUCUGACCCCAAAAGGUCUUUCCCUGAGCUGACCAAGAGCUUUCAGGAGAACAUGAAACAUCUCAAGAAAAACAUGGAGACCAGGAGCUGGAAGGAUUUUGAGAACUGGAUGCAACAGUGGCUUCUGUUUGAGAUGAGCAAGCCCAACGAAAACAAACCUGAAGAAAAAACUGAGUCUUCUCAGAAAGUUCUGACCAAGUGCCAGCUUGAGGCGAGCCGUGUUCCUCCCGUCCACCCGGGCAUGUUCUGCCCCAAGUGCGACGAGAAUGGCAACUAUGAGCCUCUUCAGUGCCAUGGCAGCACUGGCUUUUGCUGGUGUGUCUACCCCAAUGGCACCGAGGUCCCCCACACCAAGAGCCAUCAUCGCCGUAACUGCAGUGGUCCCUUGGAAGGUGAGGAGCUGUUUUCCUCUGGACUGGGUCUUCCUAAGCAGCAAUGAUCUAAGAGAAAUAAGAAAUGCAACAGCUAAUCAAACAGUUCCAGACCUACAAACAGCACGGCUGCCGCUUCAAUGCUCUGAUUAGUUUACCCAACCCCAGGACCCACCAAUCUGUCGAUCCUUUCCUUGUCUUCCCUGGCCCCUUUUUGUCAGAAACCCCAAAUCCCACUUUCUCUGGGGCCCAGGUUAGAUCCUCAACUUGGUACUCAAGAUUGAACCACCAGCCUAUGAACAAGGGGCAGGGUUGGGACAACCAACCUGCUCCCUUGACUCAUGAUGAAGUGAAUCCUCCCUCUCCCCGCCAGCCCUCCAGAGCAGGUACCAAACAAUCUACAUUUUGGGUUUUGGGGAGAUGUAAUCAAGUCAAACAGAUCAACUUCCCUUCUCCAACCCAAGACCCUUCAUUCCACAUCCUACUCCUGUUUUUCUGUAGCAGUACACAGCAACGCCAAGCUUCUUAAUCACAUUAACUGGGGAAAGGUUGGGAAGGGGGUGGGGGUGUGUGGGCAAAUUUCUGUCCUUUUUCUUGAGUAUUUCUGUCUGGCUUAUGGCUCUCCCUCACCCUAGCAUCCUCCAAGUAAGAAGCUAUCUUUAUUUGCUAUCUCAUUUGCUUGUAAGAAACAGAAGUUUCACGUUAAAUAAAACAAGGUAGGAAAUGGAAA
Molecule: messenger RNA, 1680 nt
Organism: Trichosurus vulpecula (common brushtail)
Lineage: Eukaryota; Metazoa; Chordata; Mammalia; Diprotodontia; Phalangeridae
Gene: CD74
Product: CD74 molecule
Exons: 9
Coding region: 194-1018 (274 amino acids)
Biological process (GO): positive regulation of type 2 immune response; positive regulation of macrophage cytokine production; positive regulation of kinase activity
Cellular component (GO): cell surface; membrane; cytoplasm
Molecular function (GO): macrophage migration inhibitory factor binding; MHC class II protein binding; cytokine receptor activity
Source: RefSeq, a predicted model, not a curated record